AGUGUUGCCACCUUGUGAUGGUUUUAAUGCCAGUGUCAAAGCAGAGUUGCUGCUGUGCAAACUUCAGAUGCUUGUGGUUUAAAUUAGUUAUUCUCCCUUCCAGCAACACCACCUCCCACCUGAACACACUGAGCAGAGACAUCACCAAGGCUCCACAUCGCUGUUGAGAGGCUUCAGCUCUUACCCACUCAAGAUGAAAUCAGACACAAGAACCUCCUGAGGUAAGGGGUGGUUUAAGACUCAUACCCCAUGUUGGAUGUCCCCCCAGCAGAAAUCAUGGCAGGCAUUUCCUGGACUGAAGGAGUCUCCAAUGAGACAGGUGCCAAUUCCAGUGCAGAAUUCCAUUUGGAAGCAGACUUCCAGUAUUCCUUGUUUACUGUCAUCUACAGCUUCGUCUUCGUGCUGGGUCUGAUAGAGAAUGUGUUGGCUCUGUACCUGCUGUCCUGCAGGGCAAAGCACACUUCCCGUUCCUAUGUGUACAUGAUUAAUCUAGUUCUGGUGGACACCUUGUUUGUGUGUGUGUUGCCUUUCAAAAUUCAUUACCACCUGAAUGGGAACAACUGGAUCUUUGGGGACAUAGCCUGUAGGAUAACUGGGACUCUGUACUACAUCAACAUCUGCCUCAGCAUCGCCUUUUUCACCUGCAUCUGCGUGGACCGCUACAUCGCGGUGUUGCACCCCUUCACCUACAUCCACAUCAGGGUCAUCCAUUACGUGGUGGUGGUCACAGUGCUCUGGGUGGUCGCUCUGAGCAUCAUGGUCCCACUCAUCCUCGGAGGUCCCCUCCACAGCAGGGGUGUGGGGAACACAGUAGUAUGUUUUGAGAACUUUGCCACCAGCAGCUGGACUUCCCGCAUGACAACUUACAACAUCCUGGCCUUGGUGUUCGGGUUUGUGAUCCCAUUUUCCAUCAUUCUGAUCAGCUACCCUCUCAUUGCCAAGAGGAUCUCCUGCAUCAAAAGCAGCAUUCACAAGAGGAAGGCCCUGAGCACCAUCUACAUCAUCCUGGUCAUUUGUACUUUGUGCUUUCUCCCCUAUCACCUCACUCACCUGCUCCACUUCCUGAUGAGAACCCAGGUCAUCCAGAACAAGGCAUUUGCCAACUUGAUCUACAAGAUGCGGAAGGUCACCCUGGCCCUGGUGAGCUUCAACUGCUGCCUUAACCCACUCCUGUACUACUUCAACUCCUCUAGCAGGCAGUGGCACUUCAACUUCAAGCUCAGAUCCAGGCCUCAAGUGGUGUUUACCAUCUGUGACCAGAAACUUGGGGAGUUCUCCUAUGUUUAUAAACUGCAUCAGAGAGACGGAGAUGGAAAAUAGAGAUGGAAUCAACUGAGCUGCUUGCACCACACACAGCUUCUGAGAACUGCUGCGUUUUUUCCACCCUGUGAGACUGUGGAGAGAAUUUAUCAUGUGGGGGUUUCAGAAGCACCAGGAACCCACUGGCCAGGCUGAUAAACUGCUUAACAGCCAACAAGAUUCUGAAGAUGAUGUUGAUUUGGUAACAGAUACAGACUGUGUGCUCUGUUCCUUCCCACGCCACUCCCAGCUCUAUGAAGUGUGUGUAUGUACUGACUGCUGAGCGGAGGACUGCAAAGGGAAGGUGGCCUAGGGCCUGCUGACCAGGGCAGGAGGAGGGCCUAGCUCUGGCAACGGGCUGAAUCCGUGUUUCCAUUUCCAAAUGUGCAGACUGCAGGUUGAAGGUGACACUUGGACCUGUGAAUGUCACAACAAGCGUUGGGGUUCGUGGGUUAUGCUGUGUUAUUGGAACAGGAACUGCUGUGGACCUUAAAGGAGGGAGGGAGUGGGAUCAUGGGGCAGAAUGGUGUGGGGAGAUCAGUGAUUGUAUGUGUCUACAUGAUGUUGUAACUUCUCUUUCCACAACGGUUGCUCUGCCCAUUCUCUGAUGGCAGCUGCUACUCUGCUUCAGGUCAGAGGUAAGAGGGUUGGAAAAUAAGCAGCACGGGUGUAGGGGUAUGUUGGGGUCUUGGGUGAUGGGAAACCAUCCAUGCACGAUGGUGGUAGGCCAAGGGUCUUGCAUUUGGAGACUGUAUUGAUCAGCUAAAGCUGAUCACUGAACCACUUCAGCAAUAGAAGAUGGAUGCAGCGAGCAACCCAAGAACAGAUGUGAAAUCACUGUAAUAGAGCUAAAGCUUUGUAACAAAUGGCUUUUGUGGAUGCAUUUGUUGGGAUGGGCCUGACUUGCAUUAGUUAUGAGUUACUGCUACCUGCAGUUUGAAUCCCAUAGAGUGGGUCUGUGUUUAAUGAUGGGUCAGUGACUGACCUCCCCCUUCCCAUGCUCUGCUUUUAGCCUGCAGGAGUUAUUAAGUAUCAGUAGCAAACCUGCUCAAGCUCUUCUAAAAAGCUGAGGAUUCCUGAGUUCCUGUGCUUGAUGGGGUUGGUAAGACAAGUGCAAAUCCCGGCACUUGGAAAUGGAGCCGAGGAACGCCUCCAUGGGAGUAUUAGAACAAACUAAUCCUUUACCUUUCAUGAGAGACUGCUAUUUUUGUCCCAUUUAUAGGCUAUGGAGAAGCCUCCCAGCACUGGAGGGACUGUUCCUUCCACCUAAGCACAAUCUUUAUGUUCUGCACAAAGGCAAAAACUAAUUCUGAGCCUCCAUCCAGAAGUGCAGCUUUCCUGCAGGCUGGCAGCUGCCAUGGAGGGAAGUAUGGGUAAGGAAAUGUUACACUGCUGGGUAAAGAGCAGGGUUAGGGGGUUAUUCUCUUGCCUCCAUUAUAGGGUGCAUGUUAGUUGUGAUGCUUUGAAAGCUCCUUGUUUCACUGCUGAGGGUUU
Molecule: messenger RNA, 2793 nt
Organism: Pezoporus occidentalis (night parrot)
Lineage: Eukaryota; Metazoa; Chordata; Aves; Psittaciformes; Psittacidae
Product: lysophosphatidic acid receptor 6-like
Exons: 2
Coding region: 250-1320 (356 amino acids)
Biological process (GO): G protein-coupled receptor signaling pathway
Cellular component (GO): membrane
Molecular function (GO): oxysterol binding; G protein-coupled receptor activity
Source: RefSeq, a predicted model, not a curated record